UCACUUCUGAAUGUGCAGAACAUUGACAUUCUCCAUGAGAAGAGACAACAUUGAGUAGUGGACAACAAUUUUGGCAUCUCUCCAGUUCAGCUCUCAGUGUCCCCUUGUGACUGCUUCAUAGCCAGCAGGUUUGGCUACUUGCUUCUGAUACUAUCUUUCUGAUAACAGAGGAAACCCUACUGUCUGCCCAUUGGUUUCAAAUACUGGCACUCAGUUCUCCUUAGUCUCACUUGAUUCCAGAAGGUACAAUGGAGAAGUACACAGAAACACCACCUACCUUGCAGGUAGAGCAUUCCUCUCUUCAGGAAGAAAAUCUGUUUCUGCAGCCACAAAUACAGCAUCUGACAGAAGAGAACCCUGAACUGAGGGGCCAAAUCAUGCCUGCCCUGGCAACCCUGUUGAUGUCUGUACCCUGCUCACUUGAGCAUCUCUCUCAGUUUCAUGGUGACCCUGACAAUCUCUUGACGACCGUGAAGAUCCCCAAUCCUGCAGAUGAUGUCCAAGUCAAGUUCUUUUUAAACUACCUAGCUCAGCAGAUGGAAAGUUGUGGAGUCAUAUCUGGGCCUAACCAGAGCACUUUGCUGAAACAAUAUGAAAAGUUUGUUUUUGAGUUCCAGCAAUCAUUUAGUGAGCCUACAAAACAGGAAACAGACCCCAUGAACAAAGAGGACAACUCCUCUCAGCAGAAUGCUUCUACUUUCAAUCUCCUUGCUCAAAAUCUGAGCUGUAAUGAAACCACUCAGAGGGACCACUUCCAAGAGGAACUAGCUGACUCCAUCCAGGAUGAAGUGAGUGACACAGAUAUGAUGGGCAACCUUCCAGACCUGAUCACUCAGUGUAUUCAGUUGGACAAGAAACGUAGUGACAGGCCAGAGCUCCUACAGUCAGAGACGCAGCUCCCAGUGUUGGCUUCCCUGAUCCAACACCAACCCUUUUCCAGCCCCACAGAUGUAUCAGCCAAGGAAGAGCCUAUACAGUUGCGUGGAAGCCAGCCACCUCUCACCCCAGCCAAACGAGCCCGCCAGCAAGAAGCUCAGCUGUGCCUCUACUGCAGCCAGGCUGGUCACUUCACAAGAGAUUGCCUUGCCAAACGUUCUCGGGCCCCAGCAAGGAUAAAUAACCCAACUCGCCAGUAAGAGAGCCCAGGCAGGUCACUUUGUAAACUUAUAUCCCUCUCACCUCCAGCCUUAUUAAUUUAUAUCCCGCAUUAACAUUUCAAAUACAGGUGGGGAACUGUGAUACCACUUCAUGGACAGUCAAGAACUUAUGUGAUUCUGGGAGUUUAAAUAAUCAGAUCUUGUUCAUUUGGUGACCCAUCACCAAACCAAACCAAACCCAACAAUGAUGAAAACAAUUCGCAGGCACUCUCUGCAUUUGGAACCAAUAACCCAAGAGUACUGAAACUCUGUAGGCAAAACUGGCCAGUCUAAGCCAAUGAAAAUAUCCCUGAAAGUACACUGGGAACUCCAUUCCCUCCAGUGAAUGAGAUCUGGGUUGAGUUUGUUGGCCUAAGUCUUCUGGGACUAAGAUUAGGCCCAAGACUUUCACCUUCACCCUCAUUGGUCUAUAUUCUAGUUCCCUGUUGGUUUAAGACCUUUGGUUGAAUUCCUAAUUGCAUCCCAUAUCCUACCAACAUUUUUCUUUUCUUUUCUUUUUUCAUAUCCUACCAACAUUUUUCUACUGGAGGCUGGAACCUGCUCCACCUAUUGAAGAGAGGCCAGCUUCAACACAAACCAACCCUCAUGGAAACACAGCUCUACUACCUUUCAAUACAGCUAUGUAUUUUGUUGCCAUUUAAAGACUUCUGCUUACCCAAAAAACUGGAUCUCUUGGCUAUUGACUAACCAGAUGGCAUGGCCUUUUGAACACUCUGAUUGGAACUGUUGGUCCACUUCCUUGAGAACUAGCCUUUCAGGCAGGUACAUGUUUUAGCAAGGCCCUAUUAAUUCCAGAUUCCUCCCCUCUUCCUCAAUAACCUUUUUUAGGUUAUAGUAUGUCUAAUAGCCAAGUCAAAAUGGUCUAGGAUAAUGACCUCUGACAAAUAUUUAGUGAGAGUUGGGGAAGGAGUCUUAUCAUAAUUACUAUGUCUAUUAUACCUGGCAGGCAAGGGAACCUAACUAAAUAAAUCUUCACUAAAGACAUAGAGUCAGACCCUGUAGUAGUUUCUGACUCCAUAGGCCUUAGUGUGGUCACCAUUUGGGAUCACUGCCCAAAUGUUGAGUUCUAUACCCUUAUGGACCACCUCUGGGAGCCUCAUCUAGUUGAGAAUCUUGAAAAGCAAUUAAUGGUAGACAAUUCUCUGAACCGUCCCAUCUGAAAAAUCCUGGGGCAAAUAUAUUAACACCAUCCAUACAUAAAACUUAAGAAGAAGUGAGGAUUUGAUUGCUAGUGUUGUGGUUUUAGCACACAGCAGCUCUGUGUAUGGAUUCCUAAUGCUUCUGAACAAAAGUAGUGCCAUGUUGGAGAGACACAAUUUUCUAAAAUGUUAAGGAUGUGCAGUGAUAAUUGAUGUUUGCUGGUAAUCAUCAGUCCACUGUUCCUUGCUUCUUGGUGCUGAUGUAUGUCCCCAUAAUGGAUUUCCUGAAGAAAAAUCAGUAAUUCCUAGCAACCAUCAAGACCUCUCAGAAUAUGAAGCGUCAUUGUACUUUGGCCUUGUUCCUGAAGAAUGAUAUUAACUUUGACAGUACUUAAACCCAGCUAAGGCCUUACUGUUUUCAUCCUGUAGCACUAACAAAUAGAUCGUUUUGUCCAUCAAUGCCUCACUAACCACCGUGCCAAUCCUUAUUUGCAUUCACAAGAGGUUUCCUUUAUCAACAGUUUGCUAUACAUCCACCUUACUCCAUAUGCUCUCAUAACAAGGAGACCAGUUGUGCCAAGAAAUUCCCAUGUGGUACUGGGCUUGUAUGAAAGCCUCUGACAAAUAGAUCUUUUUGAACUUUAAGUGUCUUGCAAUUGCCUGGAGGUAUCCUGAUCUAGCACCACCAAUUCUGUAAUAAAGAACUAACCCAAUAGCCUCCAGUCACUUUCCUUACUGACCCCAGUAUGGCCCCAGAAUGCUGAUGGUAGCAUUCAGUUGGCUUCAUCACAAUCUUUCUUUAUAUUAGGGAUACAAUUUAUCAUUGUGUGCUCUCUCACAAAGAUGCAUCACCUUAUUUCUUGUUUGGACCUUCCCUCUGCAGCAACAUCACCUUCUUCUCCAAAAAACCUUCAGUUUUCAGAGCCUCUCAGAACAGAUCAUUAAUUCUGGGCUAUAAAACCUCUAAUUUCUAGAAGCCCCUUGUUGAGGAAUUCUCAGACAAGAAAUUCUUAUGCUCUAUGUGAUACAAUCCAACAGGCAUACUGAGCAUAUGAAUAAGAUACUGGGAUAAUGCUUUACUGUCUACUAGCUAGCAACCAUUUUAUUUACCCCUUCAAUAUUUGUUAUAAUGACACCAUUCACUUCAACUAGAAUAAACUCUUUAUUUAGCAUAGAGUUCUACAGACGUUUGCCCCCAAACUUAUACCAAAGUGAACUUCUCUGAGAGUGCAACUAAUUAAAAUCUGAGAACACAUGAGCUAUAACCUACUUAAAGAUGUAGUCUGCAACUACAAAGGCUUGGGGAGCCCCCAGGUCCAAUCAAGAUUGUAGUUUUAGGGAGGCAGAUCUGCUACAUGAUUGCCAUCCAGCAAGAUAAAAUCUAAUGAUUUUAUGAUAAGUCUGAAGAAAGAAUGGUUAACAAGAGAAUGGUCUUCAGGGAGUCUAGAAAAGGGGGGGGGGAUUAAAGAGCCAUAUGGCAUCUGUAAUCUCUCUAGACUAAGAGAGGGGAUAUCGACCAAGAGCUGAUUUCGUAGGUCUAUGUACAGUGGAGCGGAGGCAUCAGGCCAUUCCAAUUUGUGUAAUUAGCCAUUAAGGUUGCCACCUAACUCCCUUUGCUGUGACCCCAUGCUCUAAGAAGUAAUAUGAUUGUAAUUAUGUUCCCAUAUAAACUUUGUUGUGGGAAGAAAAUUUGCUAGCCAGCUGACAUGAGUAUUACAGCAU
Molecule: messenger RNA, 4018 nt
Organism: Panthera uncia (snow leopard)
Lineage: Eukaryota; Metazoa; Chordata; Mammalia; Carnivora; Felidae
Gene: RTL4
Product: retrotransposon Gag like 4
Exons: 1
Coding region: 249-1136 (295 amino acids)
Molecular function (GO): zinc ion binding; nucleic acid binding
Source: RefSeq, a predicted model, not a curated record